AUCCCGACACGUGAUCCCGUUUGCCCCUCCCAUUUAACCGCAGAUGCCGCGCGUCUGUUCCCGGGCCCCGCCUCCCGAUGAUGUAACAAUCUCUCCGCGCAUGUUCACAGUCUCCGGGUGGACGGUGUUAUCCUCUCCGCUCAGAGCUGAAGUUGGUCGGCCGUGUGAUCGGGAAAGAUUUUCGUCUCUUCCGUCGGGAUCACUGUCUGGGGUCCGAAGAUAUCACUUUCCCAUCGUUAGACCUGCAGUGAGAGAUUUAUUGGAAGAAAACCCAGGACUGAAGACGAGGGAACAGCAACAAGUGAACCAGCCCGAGGACUGAGAGCAUCAACUGGAGAGAACCCAUCUGACUCGGAGAUUCCAGUGAUUCAGUCAGGAGAAAGUUUGGUUAAAAACAAGAAGGAAUUUGUCUCCAGGAAGUUAAAACACGGCACACCAGUUUUGUUGUCUCUGUCUAUAUUUAAGGAGCAAGGGAUUCAAUCGACCAUCCUUCCUGCUCAACUGUGGGGAGGGAUUUAUUCGGUCAUUUGACCAACUGGCAACCCGUCAUUUUACACAGGAGAAAGGCUGUUCACCCGUUCAGACAGUGGGAAUGGAUUCAGUCGGUUAUCACAAUUGAAGGUACAUCAGUAAUUUCACACUGGGCAAGGCCAUUCACCUGUUCUGUGUGUGAGAAGGCGUUCAGUCGGUCUUCCCACCUGUGGACACACCAGUCAGUUCACACUGGGCAGAGGCUGGUCAUCUGCUGAACAUCUGGGAAAGGAUUCACUCUGUCAUCUGACCUAAUGGCUCACCAGCGUGUUCACAUUGGGGAGAAGCCAUUCACCUGCCCAGUCUGUGGGAAGGGAUUCACUCAGCCAUCCACCCUACAGAGUCACCAGCGAGUUCACACUGGAGAGAGGCCUUUCACCUGCGCAGAAUGUGGGAAGGGAUUCACUAAGUCAUCCACCUUACUGGUACAUCAGCGAGUUCACACUGGGGAGAAGCCAUUCAGCUGCUCAGUCUGUGGGAAGAGAUUCACUCAGUCAUCCCACCUACAGAGUCAUCAGCGAGUUUACACUGGGGAGGGGCCGUUCACCUGCUCAGAAUGUGGGAAGAGAUUCACUUAUUCAUCCACCCUACAGAGUCAUCAGCGAGUUCACACUGGGGAGAAGCCGUUCACCUGCUCAGUCUGUGGGAAGGGAUUCACUCAGUCAACCCACUUACAGAGACACCAGCGAGUUCACACUGGGGAGAAGCCGUUUACCUGCUCAGAAUGUGGGAAAAGAUUCACUGAUUCAUCCGCACUACAGAAGCAUCAGCGAUUUCACACUGGGGAGAAACCGUUCACCUGCUCAGAAUGUGGGAAGAGAUUCACUGAUUCAUCCACCCUGCGGAAGCAUCAGCGAGUUCACACUGGGGAGAAGCCGUUUACCUGCUUAGAAUGUGGGAAGAGAUUCACUCAGUUAUUCAAUCUACAGAGACAUCAUCGAGUUCACACUGGGGAGAAGCCUUUCACAUGCUCAGUCUGUGGGAAUAGAUUCACUGAUCUAUCCACCCUACUGAGGCAUCAGCGAGUUCACACUGGAGAGAGGCCGUUCACCUGCUCAGAGUGUGGGAAGGGAUUCACUCGGUCAUCCCACCUACUGGCACACCAGCAAGUUCACAUUGGGGAGAAGCCAUUCACCUGCUCAGUCUGUGGGAAGGGAUUCACUCAGUCAUCCAAUCUACAGAGACAUCAUCGAGUUCAUACUGGGGAGAAGCCGUUCAUCUGCACAGUCUGUGGGAAGCGAUUCACUGAUACAUCCACCCUACUGAGUCGUCAGCGAGUUCACACUGGGGAGAAGCCGUUCAUCUGCUCAGAAUGUGGGAAGAGAUUCACUGAUUCAUCCACCCUACGGAAUCAUCAGCGAGUUCACACUGGGGAGAAGCCAUUCACCUGCUCAGUCUGUGGGAAGGGAUUCACUCAGUCAUCCCACCUACAGAGACACCAGCGAGUUCACACUGGGGAGAAGCCGUUCACCUGCUCAGAAUGUGGGAAGAGAUUCACUGAUUCAUCCGCCCUACUUUGUCAUCAGCGAGUUCACACUGGGGAGAAGCCGUUCACCUGCUCAGAAUGUGGGAAGAGAUUCACUGAUACAUCCACCCUACGGAAGCAUCAGCGAAUUCACACUGGGGAGAAGCCGUUUAACUGUUCAGAAUGUGGGAAGAGAUUCACUCAGUUAUCCAAUCUACAGAGACAUCAUCGAGUUCACACUGGGGAGAAGCCGUUCACGUGCUCAGUCUGUGGGAAGAGAUUCACUGAUCUAUCCACCCUACUGAGUUAUCAGCGAGUUCACACUGGAGAGAGGCCGUUCACCUGCUCAGAGUGUGGGAAGGGAUUCACUCAGUCAUCCCAACUACUGGAACACGUCAAUUCAUAUUGGGGAGUGGCCGUUGUUAUGAAUCCCUAGGUUUCGUUUGCUGUGGACUGUCAUUUUAAGAGAGAGAAAUUAAGAAGUCUGACUUGCAGCUUGUUUACAUCGCUCGCAGCUUGUUUCGUUUUAACCGAGGACACAGACACUCAGAGUCAGACGGAGACGGAUGAAAAAUGAAAGGAUUGAAACCAGGGAAAUAGUGGCCAAAGGUCACUGUUUAGAACAUUCCUAGGCCCACAAGGGUGGGUUAAUUAUCCAUUCGCCGUACAUCGAAUGUGUGGUUGUCACCUCAUUUAACCCAUAGGAGUGGAUCUGAUUUGGGAUAUCCUGUUUAGACCACUUAUGUGUUAACCCUUGCCUGUGUGUGAUGUGGUCAUUCAUUUGAAGAUGAUACCCCUCAUGACAAGUCACAUUCGGUGAUAAUUCGUAUGUAGAUUUGUAAAGAUGAUGGAUAAAAUCUACAGCAACUGUUCUCUCAUUUUAACACUGUGGAACCUGCAGAACAGACAGACAGACAGACGUACUUUAUUGAUCCUGAGGAAAAUUGGGUUUCGUUACAGCCGCACCAUCCAAGAUAGUGUAGAAAUAUAGCAAUAUGAAACCAUCAAUAAUUAAAUAAUAAUAAGUUAAUCUUUGCAAGUGGAAAUAAGUCCAGCACCAGCCUAUUGGCUCAGGGUGUCUGACACUCCGAGGGAAGAUUUGAAAAGUUUGAUGGCCACAGGCAGGAAUGCCUUCCUGUGAUGCUCAGUGUUACAUCUCGGUGGAAUGAGUCUCUGGCUGAAUGUAUUCCUGUGCCUAACCAGUACUUUAUGGAGCGGAUGGGAGUCAUUGUCUAAGAUGGCAUGCAACUUGGACAGCAUUCUCUUUUCUGACAUCACUGUCAGAGUGUCCAGUUCCACCCUCACAACAUCACUGCCCUUACGAAUGAGUUUGUUGAUUCUGUUGGUGUCUGCUACCCUCAACCUUCUUUCCCAGCACACAACAGCAAACAUGAUAGCACUGGUCACCACAGCCUCGUAGAACAUCCUCACCAUCGUCCGGCAGAUGUCAAAGGACCUCAGUCUCCUCAGGAAAUAGAGAUGGCUCUGACCCUUCUUGUUAACAGCCUGAGUGUUCUCUGAGCAGUCCAGUUUAUUGUCAAUUCGUAUCCGCAGAUAUUUUUAAUCCUCCACCAUGUCCACACUGAUGCCUUGGAUGGAAACAGGGGUCACCGGUGCCUUAGCCCUCCUCAGGUCCACCACCAGCUCCUUAGUCUUUUUCACAUUAAGCUGCAGAUGAUUCUGCUCGUACCAUCUGACAAAGAUUUCCACCAUAGCUCUGCACGCAGCCUCAUCUCCCUUGCUGUUCGACAUAACUGCCUUCUCUUGACAUUUACCCUAAAUUACAAAUAUCUCUCCCAUCACCUAUUUUGUGGAUAAACUGAACUUUCAUACUUUACAAUCUCAGGACUCCAAGCCUUGUUUCCCCUGAGCUCAAUAGUUUGGGAGUUAAAUUUACACACAUAUAUACACAUAACACUGUUAAUUUUCGUUUAACUUGCUUAAGUUACUAUAUUAUAAGUGGAUACUAAUAAGCAUUGUGGUUUUCACAUCAAAAACAGACUCCAGUAGUAGUCUGUUGCUGCUGGUUCGUUUCUGAAGCGUUACGGUUCUCCUGCAUCUGGGUUAUGAUCAAAUUUGAGGAUUGAUUAAUUAUCAAUUUCAUUGGGGAAAACUCUUUAGAUUUAUUUCUGUUUGGGAAAUUUGCAGCAAUGGAUGUUGAUCGAUGUCAGGAAGCGCCAACCUCUGAGGCAUUAGAGGACGCCAGAAGGGUUGAGUUGUUGAGUAUUGCUGAAAGGUUAAAACUUGUUAAGGUGAAAUUGACAAUGAGGAGGGCACAGAUGCAGAGGGUGAUAGCUGAACAUUAUGUAUCUGAGGGUGUGUUUAAAGUGGAGGAGUUGGAGGUGUUUCCUGAAAGUGAACCUCGUGAGCUUGAGCUCCAGUACAAGUGAGAAAAAUUAAAGAUGGAGGCUGCGGAAAGGCAGAGGCAGUUUGAGGCUAGAGAGGCAGAAAAACAGACAGAAAAUUGUCUCAUAAAGUGUGAUAAAGGGAAAGGCUUAGCAUGCCUAUACUGCUUUGCCAGUUGAUGAAGCAGCUGAUUUUUUUUUAUACUGCACCAAUCAUCGCCACUGGGCUAUAAACGUGCAGGAGCAGUGUGUGGUUCAGUGCUUUGCUCAAAAACACUCACACUGCCUCGGCUGAGGCUCGAAAACAUGACCUUCAGAUCACUAGUUCAACACCCUAACCAGCUGGCCACGCACCACACAUUAUGACCUAGUGAAGCAGGCUGUGCUCAAAGCUUAUGAGUUGGUCCCAGAAGCAUAAAGGCAAAAGUUUAGAAAUUUGAAGAAACCUGUGAACCAGACUUAUAUGAAAUUUGCUUAUGAGUAAUUUGUGUGUAUUGCCCGCUGGUGCACAUAUAAAAAUGUAAAUGAUGAUUUUAACAGCUUGAACGUGUUGGUUUUAACUGAAGAAUUCAAUAAGUGUGUCCCUGAUGACAUAAAGACAUAUUUAGAUGGAAAUGAUGCUGCCACUAUGCAGGAGUCUGCUAGAUUAGCAGAUCAGUUUGCUUCAACUCAUAAGCGUAUGGUUACCCUGAAUAAGAGUUUCGAAAAGAGUAGCAGGGAUGACCAGGGUAAACCAGAAAUUAAUGCUGGGAUUUGUCACACUUGUCAAGUUUUGGCUAAACCUCAUCAGGUCACCCCAGUGGCCCCACUGUGGUCUAUACCUGCAUUCUGUGAACCCUUUUCUAAAGUUAUAGAGAAUUAUGUUGGCCCAUUGCCAAAGACUAAAGCUGGCCAUCAGUAUCUGCUAACUAUUAUGUGUACUGCGUCCAGAUUCCCAGAGACAAUACUGCUCAGAAAUAUUAAAGAUAAAACUGUG
Hypanus sabinus (Atlantic stingray) is the source of this 5317-nucleotide messenger RNA. Its product is annotated as gastrula zinc finger protein XlCGF26.1-like. The transcript has 3 exons. The record is from RefSeq and is a predicted model, not a curated record. Lineage: Eukaryota; Metazoa; Chordata; Chondrichthyes; Myliobatiformes; Dasyatidae. Gene Ontology annotation, cellular component: nucleus. Gene Ontology annotation, molecular function: DNA-binding transcription factor activity, RNA polymerase II-specific; RNA polymerase II cis-regulatory region sequence-specific DNA binding. The coding region runs from base 786 to 2432 and encodes 548 amino acids. Gene Ontology annotation, biological process: regulation of transcription by RNA polymerase II; central nervous system development.